Fraxinus pennsylvanica is the source of this 3321-nucleotide messenger RNA. The record is from the annotation of a GenBank genome assembly. NCBI's taxonomy places the organism in Eukaryota, Viridiplantae, Streptophyta, Magnoliopsida, Lamiales, Oleaceae.
AUGGCCGCCACUGCUAUUGUGUUCCUGCUGCUGAUUUGCACCCAUCUGUUAUCGAGCGCCGAGCUCAACGCCGGUACCCAAGUCGAGAUCCAAGCAUUGAACGCCUUUAAACUGAGCCUACAUGACCCACUUGGCGCACUCUCCGGCUGGGAGCCCUCCACGCCGUCGGCUCCCUGCGACUGGCGUGGCGUCGCUUGCUACAACGGCCGGGUUAGUGAGCUCCGCCUCCCGCGACUCCACCUCAGCGGUGCACUCUCACCGCAGGUUGCUAACCUGCGAAUGCUGCGAAAGCUGAGCCUCCACUCCAACUCCUUAAACGGCACCAUUCCUUCAUCUCUCUCCAAAUGCACUCUUCUUAACUCAAUAUUCCUCCAGUACAAUUCAUUUUCCGGCGCCCUUCCGUCGGUAAUCUUGAACCUCACCAACCUCUUAGUCCUUAACGUUGCCGGAAACUACCUCUCCGGCGAAAUCCCCGGUGACCUCCCCAAGAAUCUCCGUUUCAUUGAUCUUUCUUCAAACGCAUUUUCCGGUGAUAUACCUAAUAAUAUUUCCUCUGGCUACCAGCUGCAGCUCAUCAAUUUGUCAUACAACCGGAUUUCCGGUGAGAUUCCAGCGAGUCUCGGGCAACUUCAGAAUCUACAGUACCUCUGGUUAGACUACAAUAAUCUGCAAGGCACAUUGCCUUCGGCACUUGCCAACUGUUCGUCGCUAGUGCAUCUAAGCGCCGAGGGUAAUGCAAUUGGCGGCGUUGUUCCGGCGGGGAUCGGCUCUCUAUCAAAUCUUCAGGUCGUUACCUUGUCGCGUAACAAUCUAUCUGGUUCGGUGCCUGGGUCUUUGUUCUGCAAUGUGUCAGAUUCUCCUCCGUCAAUUCGGAUUCUUCAGCUAGGGUUCAAUGUUUUUACGGACAUUGGCUCGCUAGAGUCCGAUGUGUGCUUCAGUGUUUUGCAGAUUUUGGAUCUUCAGCAGAAUCGAAUUGCUGGAAAAUUUCCGCCCUUCUUGACUAAUGUUUCUACAUUGACAAAGCUUGAUAUUUCAGGUAAUUUAUUUUCGGGUUCUAUUCCGAAUGAGAUUCAAAAUUUGUGGAGAUUGGAGGAGUUGAACAUGGCGAACAAUUCAUUCAGUGAUUUGGUUCCUGUUGAUAUAAAGAAAUGUAGUAAUUUACAAGUUCUUGAUCUUGAGGGUAAUUUAUUCACAGGGGAUUUUCCUGGGUUUUUUGGUGAGUUAAAAAGUUUGAAGUUUCUAUCCCUUGGUGGAAAUAACUUUUCAAGUUCUAUUCCUUUGAGUUUUGGUAAUUUGACAAUGCUCGAGAGUCUUAAUUUAGGAGGCAAUCACUUAAUUGGAGUGUUUCCUGAUGAACUGAUGCUUUUGAGAAACUUGAGUUCAUUGGAUCUUAGUGGAAACAAGUUUUCUGGGCCUAUUCCAGUGAGCAUUGGGAAUUUAAAGCAACUUGCAGUUUUGAAUCUGAGUAAUAAUGGUUUUUCGGGUACCAUUCCAGCAAGCUUUGGGGGUCUGUUUAAGUUGACGAUUCUUGAUUUGAGUAAACAGAAUCUAUCAGGAGAGUUGCCAUCCGAUCUUUUGGGUUUGCCUAAUCUGAAAGUGAUUGCAUUGCAGGAAAACAUGUUUUUGGGUGUAGUUCCUGAAGGUUUGAGUAGCUUGAUUGGGUUGGAGUAUUUGAAUCUCUCUUUCAAUUCGUUUUCUGGUCGUAUUCCUUCCACUUUUGGUGCCUUGAAGUCUUUAGUUGUUCUUUCAUUGUCAAACAAUCACAUUUCUGGCUCAGUUCCUCCAGAGUUGGGGAAUUGUUCAGCUCUAGAAGUUAUAGAUCUUCGCUCAAAUUCUUUGAGUGGGCAAGUUCCUGUUUCCCUCUCGUAUGUUUCACAUUUGAGUGUUCUUGAUUUGGGAUUGAACAAUUUGACUGGUCGAAUCCCCGAUGAACUAUCAAAUUGCUCGUCACUAAAUUCUCUUUUACUCGAUUCAAACAAUUUGACUGGACAGAUUCCAGCCAAUCUUACAUUAAUUUCCAGCUUGGUGAAUUUCAAUGUGUCAAACAAUAACUUGGAAGGUGAAAUUCCAGUAAUGCUAAGCUCUAGGUUUAACAAUCAAUCAUUAUUCUUGGGUAAUGAAGAACUGUGUGGGAAGCCAUUGGAUAGAAAAUGCGAGGAAGGUGGUAUGGGAAAUAAGAAAAACAAGCUGAUCCUCUUUAUUGCUGUGGCUGCUAGCGGAAUUCUCCUCAUGGUAUCAUGUUGCUGCUUUUACGUUUACAGUUUCUUGAGGUGGCGCGAGAAAGUAAAAAGUGGGGCUGCCGGGGAGAAAAAGCACAGCCCAGCUAGGGCUAGUUCAAAGAGCAGUGGAGGUCGUCGCAGUAGCGAAAAUGGAAUGAAGCUUAUUAUGUUCAAUGACAAAAUCACAUUAGCAGAAACAAUUGAAGCAACGAGGCAGUUUGAUGAGGAGAAUGUGCUGAGCAGAACCCGACAUGGAGUAGUCUUCAAAGCAUGUUACAAUGAUGGAACGGUGCUUGCAAUACGCAGACUUCCAAAUGGAUCACUUGCUGAGAACAUGUUCAGAAAAGAAGCAGAAUCACUAGGCAGAGUGAAGCAUCGAAAUUUAACAGUUCUUCGUGGAUACUAUACUGGUUCACCUGACGUCAGACUCCUUGUCUAUGAUUACAUGCCAAAUGGAAACCUCGCUACAUUACUCCAAGAAGCAUCCCACCAAGAUGGCCAUGUCCUCAAUUGGCCAAUGCGUCACCUCAUUGCACUUGGCAUUGCUCGUGGUUUGGCUUUUCUCCACGCAGCCUCAAUGGUACAUGGCGAUGUGAAGCCCCAAAAUGUGCUUUUCGAUGCAGAUUUUGAAGCACAUUUGUCAGAUUUUGGGCUCGAUAAGCUUACAGUGGCCACUGCAACUGAGCCCUCAACUUCAACAUCAGUUGGAACAUUAGGCUAUGUAUCACCAGAAUCAACUUUGACUGGUGAAGUCACGAAAGAAUCAGAUGUCUAUAGCUUUGGCAUUGUAUUGUUAGAACUUCUAACUGGAAAAAGGCCGGUGAUGUUCACACAAGACGAAGAUAUAGUGAAAUGGGUAAAGAGGCAAUUGCAAAGAGGUCAAAUUUCCGAGCUUUUAGAACCUGGGCUGCUUGAACUUGACCCCGAAUCAUCAGAAUGGGAAGAAUUCUUGCUUGGAAUAAAAGUUGGUUUGCUUUGCACAGCACCCGUCCCAUUGGACCGACCCACCAUGGCUGAUAUCGUGUUCAUGCUCGAAGGUUGUCGAGUUGGCCCCGAUAUUCCCUCAUCCGCAGAUCCCACCACCCAUCAUUCUCCAGCAUGA